This is a messenger RNA of Planococcus citri (citrus mealybug), 1539 nucleotides long. RefSeq names its product heme A synthase COX15. Gene Ontology annotation, cellular component: mitochondrial inner membrane. Lineage: Eukaryota; Metazoa; Arthropoda; Insecta; Hemiptera; Pseudococcidae. The transcript is spliced from 11 exons. Gene Ontology annotation, molecular function: oxidoreductase activity, acting on NAD(P)H, heme protein as acceptor. Gene Ontology annotation, biological process: heme A biosynthetic process. Bases 1 to 1296 code for a protein of 431 amino acids. The record is from RefSeq and is a predicted model, not a curated record.
AUGAUGGCUGGAUUUUUGAACGUGAUGACAGAGACACAUCACUGCAUCAUCAGUUCAAUUUGGAAUUUCCUGAAACUGCCCUCCAAUGUGAACUCAAAAUGUGGUUGUUUUUCCAAAUUCCACAGUUUGAAAGCACCAAGAGGAAAUUCGGCUAGUUUCUCGUCGCUCUUGAAAUUACCUAACACGAAAAAUCUGAUCAAUUUCAAAAGGAAUCUCUCUUCGGGUGAAAAAUUUACCAUAGCGAGAAGUCAAAAGCAAGUUGGAUACUGGUUACUAACAUGCAGUGGAAUGGUGUUCGGAGCUGUGGCAUUAGGAGGUAUCACUCGACUGACAGAAUCUGGAUUAUCCAUGGUUACUUGGAAGUUAUUUGGAGAAACUCCUCCGUUUUCUGAAACACAGUGGGAAGAAGAAUUUGCAAAAUAUAAACAGUAUCCCGAAUUCCAAAUUAAAAAUAAAGAAAUGACGUUAGCGGAAUUCAAAUGGAUUUGGUGGAUGGAGUAUAUUCAUAGGAUGUGGGGUCGUUGUAUCGGAGCUGUAUAUUUCGUUCCUGCUGUGAUAUUUCUAGCUCAAAAGAAACUCGAUAGUCGUCUCAAGAAACGAGUAGCUUUUAUGGGUGUUUUAUUAUUAUGCCAAGGCUUAAUGGGAUGGUAUAUGGUGAAAUCGGGAUUAGAAGAUCGUUUCGAUGGACCUAACGAUGUGCCUCGAGUUUCACAAUAUAGAUUAGCUGCGCAUUUAACUUUAGCUUUCGUAUUGUACGCUUCUAUGUUGCGGUCAGCUUUAGAACAGCUAUCACCGGCAUUACACUGGCCUGUAAUGAAUAAUAUUCGAUCUUUUAAAAUAUUAGCUCAUUCUUGUAAAGGACUGGUGUAUUUUACUGCCAUAUCUGGAGCCUUUGUAGCUGGUUUAGAUGCUGGUUUGAUUUAUAACUCAUUUCCAAAAAUGGCCGAUCGAUGGAUUCCGUCUGAUAUUCUGGCGUUGACUCCUGCCUUUAAGAACUUCACCGAAAAUCCGACUACAGUUCAGUUUGAUCAUCGAGUAUUGGGUACAACCACCUUAUGUCUAACGACUGCUCUAUGGUUAUGGUCAUUCAGAUUCAAACUUCCUCCUGGAGCCAAAGUAGCUGCAAAUGCUUUUGGCAUUAUGGCCUACGCUCAGGUUGCUAUGGGUAUAACGACCUUACUCACGUAUGUUCCUGUUUAUUUGGCCGCUAUGCAUCAAAGCGGAUCAUUAAUUUUACUUAGCUUGGCUACCUGGUUAACUCACGAAAUCAAAUACAUCAAGAAAAUCGCCAAAUAAAUGUUUCCUCAACAAAUGAAGCAAGCGCUUAUUGUGAAAAGAUGAUAAAAACGAACAUUAGAAAUAAAUAUAAUAUGAUGUUAUAGUCUUAAAGAUAAUAACAACUUUCAUUUUGUACCGCAGUUUUCUAAGAUAGACAAAAAAAAAAGAAGAUAAAUAAACAACAAAGUAAAGGAAAAAAGUAUAACAAUAAUGAGAAAACUGAAAAAAUAAAAGAAAACAAAUAUAUACGUUAGAACGAUA